Messenger RNA from Musca vetustissima, 2975 nucleotides. RefSeq lists its product as uncharacterized. Gene Ontology annotation, cellular component: transcription factor TFIIIB complex. The record is from RefSeq and is a predicted model, not a curated record. Gene Ontology annotation, molecular function: TFIIIC-class transcription factor complex binding. Gene Ontology annotation, biological process: RNA polymerase III preinitiation complex assembly. The coding region runs from base 7 to 2970 and encodes 987 amino acids. Lineage: Eukaryota; Metazoa; Arthropoda; Insecta; Diptera; Muscidae. The transcript has 2 exons.
AUCAAGAUGGCUAUGAGAAGACCGCGAAUAAAAGUACAGGCUAAUAUCGCCUUGAAUUCAAAGCGUAAGCCUAAAGUUGCCGAUGUGAAAAAUUCUGCUGAAAGCCAGCAGCAGCAACCAGCAAAUGCCACAACAACGUCUGAGGAGGUCAAGUUAACCAAGGAAAAGGAACAAGAAUUGCCUCAAAAUGCAAAUGAGAAUACGGAAAACAGUAAUGAGGUUGGCCGUCAAGAACAAGAAGAAAAUCAGCAGAUUGCAGAAAAAGAGGUUAAUUCCGCUGACUCAAUAAUCAAUGCAAAUGACACGACUGCAAGUGAUGGUGAUGAUAGUAAUAAUAAAAACAACAAUGCUGCUGCUUUUGCUAGGGGUGGUGUUGGUGUGAACAAUGAUAAAACUCAAGCAAAUAUCUCUGAUGAUUCUAUAAAUAGUCCGAAGAAAACUGGAAAUGCCAACAAAACACCCUCUGAUGAUAACAGCACAUUCAAAUGUCCGCCCAAGAAGUUGGAAUAUCAACGUUCCACCAGCCAUAUUUCUAAUAAUAAUGGCAGCGAUGAUGUUUUCUAUUCCGACAUUGAGGAAAAUGCCCAACAAAUGGACGGGCAGCAAAAGUCCCCCAAUGAUUUCCCCAUGUCUCCAUCGAGAAGCCAACAAUCUAGACAACGUAUUAAGGCAACACCCAUAUUUGGGCAACGACGUAAUAGUUUUGUGGGCUCCUCGCCAUCACCAUACACUGAAGAAUCCACCAGUAGCGGAGGUAGUGGUGGUGAAGUGGGUUCCACCACCCCCAGACGUGAACGACACAUGUCCGGUUCCAUGAGUACACAUUCGAAUUCCAGUUCAUCGCAUCAUUACCAUCAUACUCCGCACAAGUAUUUACCAAAUGGUGUCAGCAUGUCUCGGGUGCGCACCGAAUCUGGCUGUUCGGUAUUCUCAGAUUCCAAUGUCAGCAGCACACACAAAAGCCGGAGGACCGAUGAACACAAACUGAAUUUAAAACGUGAAUUUGAGGCACGUUUUUCCAAUGGUGUACCCGAUAAGUCGGCAUUGAAAAUGUCCGAUUUGAUUUUUUACAAUCCAACCACAAAUCCCAUGGAACAAAAACCCAAUCCAAAUAUCAAACUAGAAAAUGGAGAUAAAAAUCCGGCAUCCACCUCCGAAGAUGAUAUGAAAACGGAAAAUGAUAAUGACAAAUCGAAGUCGAAUGCCGAUAAAGAAGAAGCCAUGCCAGUGCCUCAGCUUAAACUGAAUUCAAAUGGUGAGCUAAUAUUGGACGACAAGUCUUUGGUAAUUGAAACAACGGCCGAACAGGAAGCCCGUAAAGUCCUCGCCAAUUCGUCGUUAAUAUAUUUGGAUGAAAACACCGGCAUGAAUGGGUUCUAUUCGCGGCAGAAACGUACCCGCGAUUGGCCAUCUUCGGAAACGGUGAAAUUCUAUCGUUGCCUACAAACGGUGGGUACGGAUUUUUCCCUUAUGGUACCUCUCUUUCCGAAUCGUACAAGACGUGACUUGAAAUUGAAAUUCAAAAAGGAGGAACGCAUAAAUGGCGCUUUGAUAAAUAAGGCUUUGUUAUAUCCGAAAAAUUUCGAUGUUGAAGAGCUGAAGCAACAAAUUGAGGAGGAAGAAAAACAACGUGAAGAGGAGGCGGAACGAUUGCGGCAGCUUAAAGAGUCGGCUACCAAGGUGGUGAAAAAGCGAAAAAAUGCCCGAAGUCAUGCAGAUCGCAGCCUAAACGCAGACAAUCUUUACCAAAAUGAAAACCAUCAGCAAGUUGCCAAAAAGCCAAGAAUCCGUAAAGAAAAACCCGAAACUAAACAACAACAAAAUAAUAUUGCAACGACACCAGUUGCCGAGGCAACACCAGCAGCAGGACCAGCACCACCACCACCACAAAAUAUUAAUGGAAGUCAAACGAUUUCGAAUAAUGAGCCAACAACUGCAACAUCAUCUUCCACAACUGCCGAAGAUCCAAUAAAAACCGAAGGUGAUAAGGUACGACGAAGGCGACGGCGUGUGCCAAAUAUUAAAAAAGAAAAAUUAGCUGUGCCUCAGCCGAAUGAUGAUGAUGGACAACAGCCAGCAUCAGAUCAUGAUGAUUCCUCUCCCCUAUCAUCAUCGGCCAUCAAAGUUGAAAAUGUUAAAAACGAACCCCUACAAAUGCCUUUAUAUCCGACAAAAACCGAAUAUUGUCACGAGGAUGAAGAUGCCGCCGAACAAAUCGAAAAAGAUGUCGAUCUUUUAUUACAUUCCGAUCUGAAUGAGGAUGUUUAUGAUAUUAGUGAGGCAUCGAGGGCCAGUAACAAUGAUACGCCGCCCAGAAAAUCCAAAUCUCUAUCACUGCCAAUAACCGAAUCUCCCGAUUCGUCAUCGCCGAAUUCCAGAUUUUUAGUUAUCGAUGAUAAUUAUUGCAAUGAACCAAUGGAGAUUGAUGCACCAUAUGAGGGUAGGACAUUUGUUAAUUUGGAUGAUGGUUCAUUUACAACGUUGGAGUCACCAAGACGACGGCAGUCGCCACCACAGCAGCCACAAAGCUAUGAUGAACCGCCGGCGCCAAUUGUAAAUCAACCCACACCAUCGCCUUCUCCUCCGCCACCAGCACCAGCACACAUACAAGCAGCACAGUGUCUCCCAAGGACCGGGUCUGUACCACAAUCACCACGCCCCCAGCAUUAUCUAGCAUCUCAAGCAUCACCUCAUCACAGAUCCAUGGUGGCAACACCACCCGAUCUAACCUCCCAAGAUACCAAUUGUUCAUUUACCUCCGAUCGUGAACUAAACGAACAGGACAUACAACGUAUACUCACCGAACUGGCCGAAGGUUCAUUGGUACUUGUCUCCACCCUAGAUCCCGAUGAUCCCGACAAAGUGUUAAAUGAGAUAUUUAUGGUGGACAAGAAUACCGGGGAUUUGUGUGAUGAACCCUUAAAUAUACCCGAUAAUAUUGUGCAGUGCAUUUUAUCUGUGAUGAGCUAAGAAAA